AUUAACGUGAAUAAAAAGCAAUUGUAUCGUUACGUUUUCCUCUAGUUGUAAACAGUUAAUUGAUUAACAUUGAUAACAAUCAAGUUUAAGGUAAAUUGAAUUAAAGAAUAACAAAAUGAAAUUAUCAAUAGUUUUAAUUGUUGUGAUCACUUUGUCAACAGCUUAUGGAGCAACAAUUAAGAAGGAGGAAUUCAUUGAAUUGUGUCAUGCCGCAGGCCAACUUGUUCUCAAUGGAUUGUCCCCUGCGUCCAUUAACCAAGUGAUUAAACAGAAAUCCCAGUUAUCGAUUUUACAACGACCAGAGGAGAAACUUGGUUCGACUGAUGAACUUUACAAUGAACUUGGUUCUAAGAUUGUCGAGUCCAUAAUUAACCUUUUCGUUGAUGGUAUUGUAAGAAUGUUCAAAGAUUCAUACGUAACCCUGUCAAUGGUUCAGAGUGUUCUUCAUAUGAAGAACUCGUCCCUUUCCGCUUUCUGUAAUAAACUUCCGCUUCCAGAUUCAAUUGACACCGAGAAUCCAGUUACUACUCUUACCGCACUAGUUAAUUAUGUUAACAAUUUACCUCCAUUAAUCUCAUCAGUUGCUAAUCGACUCAAUAACCCUGAGAUCAGUGGUUAUCAAGGAGCAGCUAAAGCUUCAAAAUAUUAACCUAAAAGGAAUCUAAAAACAAGCAAAGUUACAAUUUGAUUCACAAUCAAAUCAAAUGAUCAAAUGAUGAUAACCUUAAAUGAACACAAUUAAAAACUGUUAAUGCUUCAAA
This is a messenger RNA of Panonychus citri (citrus red mite), 761 nucleotides long. RefSeq lists its product as uncharacterized. The transcript has 2 exons. Bases 116 to 649 code for a protein of 177 amino acids. The record is from RefSeq and is a predicted model, not a curated record. NCBI's taxonomy places the organism in Eukaryota, Metazoa, Arthropoda, Arachnida, Trombidiformes, Tetranychidae.